Molecule: messenger RNA, 1411 nt
Organism: Bombyx mandarina (wild silkworm)
Lineage: Eukaryota; Metazoa; Arthropoda; Insecta; Lepidoptera; Bombycidae
Product: dopaminechrome tautomerase
Cellular component (GO): extracellular region
Source: RefSeq, a predicted model, not a curated record
UAAACUAGCCACCGGACAGACGUGGUUCACAUAAUACAUUAUUGUAGACCGUAACGAAACACUGUGGGAAUAUUAUGAGAGUUGAUUAACGAAAUUAAGCAACAUCAAGAUGAAAGUAAUAUGUUUUAUUGCUGCAUGGAUGAUCAGCUAUGGUAGUACGCAAUCGCCUAAUGGAUCCACAAUAGGUACUCUUUAUCGAUGGAAACAAAUAGAUUAUCAAUAUCCUUCUCCAGCUCAGAGACAGGAAGCUAUUGAUGCGGGUGAAUUUAUUCAAGCCAAUGUGAUACCUUUGGGCAUUGAGCGUUGGAAAGGACGAGUAUUUAUAAGCACCCCACGAUGGAAAAGCGGGGUACCAGCAACACUAUCAAGUGUACCAGUAUCAUCACAAUCAGAAUCACCAGAACUAGCCCCAUAUCCCAAUUGGGACUGGCACAAUGCAGUAAAUUGUACUGGAUUUACCUCGAUUUUCCGUAUGAGCGUGGACCAUUGCGGCAUUAUGUGGGUUUUAGACUCCGGUCAAGUCGAGGCUUUUGAAACACCGCGUCAAUUAUGCCCGCCGACAUUAUUUGCCAUAGAUCUAGAGACCGACACUGUAGUUGCAAAAUAUCCAAUACCGAGUGAAUUCGUUCUUCAAAAUUCCUUAAUCACAAACCUCAUUGUAGACUCUCGUGAUGCGCGGUGUAGAGAUUUACAUGUGUACAUUGCAGACGCUUGGCGUUUUGGUUUAAUUGUGUUCAGAGAUUCAGACGCAGCUUUUUGGAGAUUCAGCCACUACAGCUUUUACCCUGAGCCGUUACUUUCCAAUUAUACGUUACACGGGUUAAAUUAUCAAUGGUCUGAUGGAUUGUUCGGUAUGUCACUGGGCAAGUACCAUUUAAGUGAUCGCCCACUGUACUACCACUCGAUGUCCGGCUCUCUUGAGUUCACAGUAGCAACAUCUGUCAUACGUGAUCCAUCUCGAGUUGAUAAUGCUGUAAGCGAAUUUACACUUCUUGGCGAAAGUCGAGGAGGUGAUGGUCAAGUAUCAGCCGCAGCUGUCGACCGCAACGGUGUCAUGUUCUUUAACCUCAUUUCCAGAGAUGCUAUUGGUUGUUGGGACACUCGCAAGCCUUAUACUAAUGAUAAUCUAGCUAUAGUGGCACAAAACAAUAGAACAAUGAUAUUCCCUAACGAUUUACGAAUGGAUCAUGAGGUGCCUCAAUUAGCUUGGGUAAUAACGAACAGAUUGCCAUUUUAUCAGUUUAAUUUAAUAGAUCCACUUGAUUACAAUUAUAGAGUUAUAUAUUUCGACCCUGCGGAAAUCGUAGAAAAAACAGUAUGCAAGCAAUACAUUUGAAAAACAAUUUAUUCAUAAAUUUAAAUUUGUUGUUACGCUGUUUUUAAUUAUUACGCCUAUUAAAUUUUAAGAAAA